AAUUUCAUAAAUAUUUGCUCAGCAGUAUUUGUCAAAUUGCAUUAAAUCAGGUAGAAAAGCGAUCAAAUUCCAAAUUAAAAAAAAAAAUCAAAGCACAGUGUACAGACAAUAACUGGAUAAGGGAUAUACUCUUUUCCUCCUGUCUGUAUCCCAGCAUCUAUGGACUCUGCCAAAAUUAGGCAAAUAUGUACCUUAAAAAUGUGAAGUCUCCUAAAGUUCAUAGCAUAAUUAUUUUAUCUUUUUUCUUCACAGGCUGGAGUCUUUAAUGCACAUUUGAAAAGAUUCCAUGAGUUUGCUAUGCCACAGCUCCCUCAAGUGGUAGAAUAAUUUUCCAUUUGGAAUUGCAACUUGAUUUCUGUGACACACUUGCAUUCUCUUCAAAAGGUUUUGGGGCUUCUUCCAACUUCCUGUUCUAUCUGAUUUAUAAUAGAAACAUCAGAGUUCAAAGAACAGGAGUCUGAGCAGGGAAGAACUCAGGCUUGCUAUACUUGGGUUCCCAGUGAGCUUUGGCUAGAAAAUACACUGCAGUAUUACCAUGGCAUCAGUAAUUUCAAGUUUCUUCCUCUUGGUACUCUGGAGACAGAGAACUGUUCUUGCCUUAUCUUGGCUCUCCUACAUGACAAAGCUCUUCUUUCUGUUCACAGCCUCUGUGUUCCUGUAGCAGAACAGAUGAGUGGAUGCACUGACAUUCUUUUUGGUAUGAUGAUGCAGAGGGCUCAACUUAAGUUUAAAAAUGUCUGAUCUGAAAGAUAUUGUACACAGAGCCCAUUGUAUUGAAACACUGCUUUCUGAGAACAAUUUGCAAGAUGUUGAGGAUCAUCUUAAAGAACUUGCAGAUGUUGAUAUGACUGUAGAAUAUCUUCAGGGGACAGAAGUUACCAAGGCUGUAUAUAGAGUACUCAAGAGCUGCCCUUCAGGAGAGUUGAAAAAGAAAGCAAAGCAGCUAUUGUCAAGGUGGAAAACACUUUACAAGAAUAACUGUGCUCAGUCAAUGCAAGUUAAAAAGUCAGUUUCUGUGGAUGUGAAAGAAGAAAUUGAGCAUCUCAGUACAGUUCCUAGAGAGCAGUUGUCUGAAGGACCAUGUCAGCAGGAGGCAUUAGAUGGUACUAGUUCCAACACUUUGGUCCCAUCACAAACUGUUAAAAAUGUGGUACAUAACAAUGCAGAAGGCAGUAUUAAUCAGCAUUCUUCUUUUGAGGAACAGCACACUGUUCAUGAAGAUUCUAAAUCUGUUGUUAGCGAAGCCAGUCUGCAGCAGGAUCUGAUGAGAGCUCUGAGGUGUAAAUGUGUGGAUCUUCUUUACAAAGCUUUGAUUGAUUCUGCCAAAGAUGAAGAAGAAACUGUUAAAUGGCUAGAGUUAGCUAAAGAAAUUGAAGAACAUAUUUUUGCUCUUCAUGCUAAAAAUGACAAAAAGUAUAAAAAUUGCAUCAGAAGUAAAAUCUCUAACCUUAAGAACCCUAAAAGCUGCCACUUAAAGCAUAACCUUUUUUCAGGAACUUUGAGCCCAAAGGCUUUUGCUGAGAUGACAGUGAUGGAAAUGGCCAGUGAUGAACUGAAACAGCUCAGGGCUCUGUACACAAAAUCAUCUGUUCAGGAGCAUCAGCUUCCACAGGUGAUUAAUGGCACACAGACAAACAAAAUAAAGUGCAGACGCUGUGAAAAAUUUGAUUGCACUGUCACUGUGAUUGCCAGAGGAGCUCUCUUUCUUCCAGCUUGGGUGCGAAACACAAAUCCAGAUGAACAAAUGUUGACGUACGUUAUUUGUAAUGGAUGUGGAGAACAGUGGUACCACAGCAGAUGGAUUUGUUUGUAAUGCUGUCCCUCUAUAAUAAAGGGCUUGGAAGCGUGUAUAACAACUUACCUCUGUUGAAACUCUGUAAUUUUAGAUUCUGUGCUGAUACUGUGUGGGUGCUGCCUCUAAAAACUGCAAAAUCAGUUUUAAAGACCUGCUAAUGUAUUUUUAAAGAUGGCUCGAAUAGAUCUUACAUGUUUUUUAAGUAAUGUAAAUAUGUAAAGAAAUAAAGGGUAAAAGGAGAAAAAUGGUUACACUGUA
Molecule: messenger RNA, 2053 nt
Organism: Agelaius phoeniceus (red-winged blackbird)
Lineage: Eukaryota; Metazoa; Chordata; Aves; Passeriformes; Icteridae
Gene: TCEANC
Product: transcription elongation factor A N-terminal and central domain containing
Biological process (GO): DNA-templated transcription
Cellular component (GO): nucleus
Source: RefSeq, a predicted model, not a curated record